Messenger RNA from Osmerus eperlanus (European smelt), 3168 nucleotides. RefSeq names its product wee1-like protein kinase 1-A. The record is from RefSeq and is a predicted model, not a curated record. The transcript has 10 exons. Gene Ontology annotation, molecular function: magnesium ion binding; ATP binding; non-membrane spanning protein tyrosine kinase activity. The coding region runs from base 457 to 2295 and encodes 612 amino acids. NCBI's taxonomy places the organism in Eukaryota, Metazoa, Chordata, Actinopteri, Osmeriformes, Osmeridae. Gene Ontology annotation, biological process: negative regulation of G2/MI transition of meiotic cell cycle; mitotic cell cycle; protein phosphorylation. Gene Ontology annotation, cellular component: nucleus; cytoplasm.
AUUUGUCCAACGGUCGCGGGAAGCGAAACAGUGGGUUGAACAAGAGUUUCUUGACAACACUUUAUUUGUAAACAAAUGUUAGAUCGGACAACUUGUGAAUUAAUCUAAUACGUGUUGACGACUGAAACGCAUUCGUUGUUUGGAGUAAGUGAGCACGUUUCAUACUAACGAAGUAAUAAGUGGCUUGCUGAGAGCACAGCAACGUGGGCUGUCUGGAUACUGGAAAACGCACGGGACACAACAAGCGUGAAAUGUUAGCAAGCUAACUUGCUAGCUUACCUAUCUGAAGAAUACCGUUUUGGAAGCAUCGCGAUUGUGAGCAGAAUCUUUCCAACUUCAGAAAGUCGUGCCAUGGGCACAAUAAGGAGGUUACGAUACUAAAAUAUCAAACAAACUUUUCCACUGGCAGUAAACUGUAAGGACGCGUGGUUAGCUAGCUUGCAAACUCACUGGAGCAUGAGUUUAAGUUGCCGAUUGUUCGUCAGCACGUCACCGAAGAUGGGACCUAUUCGGCAGAGACUGGAAUUUUCUCAGAGUGAUGGAGAGGAUGAAGCAAAUAGCAUUGAAACGGAGACGGGCCUGAAUGAAUUAGAUUCCCCUGUGCAAUCGCAUGGACAAAAUGCCAAAGAAAACCAAGAUGUUCGCAACAGCACACUUCUACCUGCAACGGAGGAAGACGCAGCGCUGUGGGACGAGGAAGGCUUCGGUUGUUUGUCUCCCCUGAAAUCUCCAGGGAGUUACAUGAUGAAGGGAUCGCCUUCUCCAAGAAAAGGAGUGCGUGCAUAUUACAACAGCUCACCGCCUGAGUUGUCUUACAGCAGGGAAGACAAGACCAGCCCCAGAUCACCGUUGCCUGAUUGUCCUGACACGCCACCCCAUAAAACCUUCAGAAAACUCAGGCUGUUCGAUGUGCCUCACACACCUAAGAGUCUGCUGUCAAGGGCCAGAGCUGUGGCGUCCGUGUCUACAGUCCACCGAGUUAACGUCUUCAGCCAUGUGGACUCGUCGGGGAAACCCCACACAGACAGCAGACUCAGACAUACACCCAUGAUCAACAUAAACCCGUUUACUCCUGACUCACUGCUCAUCCAGACAGAAACACUCCAGAGGAAAACCCGCAAGAGAUCACAUUGGAAUGACUCCUGUGGCGAGGACAUGGAAGUAAGUGAUGCAGAGUUUGAGGAGGACAUCAUUCCCCCAUCCAAGAGGAUGACUCUCCUGGACAGCAACAUGAUGUCUAGAUACACCACAGAGUUUCACGAGCUGGAGAAGAUUGGAUCGGGGGAGUUUGGCUCCGUUUUCAAGUGUGUGAAGAGACUAGAUGGGUGCAUCUACGCCAUCAAAUGCUCCAAGAAGCCCCUUGCUGGAUCAGUAGACGAGCAGAAUGCCCUUCGGGAGGUAUAUGCCCAUGCCGUCUUGGGACAGCACCCACAUGUGGUCCGGUACUACUCUGCCUGGUCAGAGGAUGACCGCAUGCUGAUCCAGAACGAGUACUGUAACGGGGGAACGCUCGCUGAUGAGGUCAUGGAGAACUACAGAACUAUGCACUUCUUCUCUGAACUGAACUUGAAGGACUUGCUCCUGCAGGUGGCCCAGGGGCUGAAGUACAUUCACUCAACUGCUCUGGUCCACAUGGACAUCAAGCCCAGCAACAUCUUCCUGUCUCGGAGGAUCGUGGUCUCCGUCGAUGAAUUUGAUGAUGAUGAUGGAACAAAUACGAACGUUGUUUACAAAAUAGGGGAUCUUGGACAUGUGACCAGAGUAGACAACCCCCAUGUCGAAGAAGGAGACAGCAGGUAUCUGGCCAAUGAAGUCUUGCAAGAGGACUACAGGAACCUCACAAAGGCGGAUAUUUUUGCCCUGGCACUGACUCUAAUCAGUGCCUCAGGGGCAGAAUCCCUUCCAAGCAAUGGGGAUAGGUGGCAUGACAUAAGACAAGGAAAACUACCACAUAUUCCACAAGUGCUCUCGCACGAGUUCUUAAGUUUACUAAAGUUGAUGAUCCACCCUGACCCCGAGCGGAGGCCGUCGGCAUCGGCCCUCACCAAGCACCCGGUCCUCCUCACCGCCUCGCGCAUGAGCGCCGACCAGCUGCGGGUCGAGCUCAACGCCGAGAAGUUCAAAAAUUCACUACUGCAAAAGGAGCUGAAGAAGGCCCAGCUGGCCAAGGUGGCAGCUGAGGAGAAGAUCCUGCACACAGACCGGAUCCUGACCCGCUCCACCCUGCAGACCAGCAGGAGCUCCAGGCUCAUUGGCAAGAAGAUGAACCGCUCUGUUAGCCUGACCAUCUACUGACAGGGCCUGACCCAGAGCCCAGCCCCAGGACUGGGAACCGGCUGUCUCAGGGCAGACUGGGAGAACCUGGAAGAAGGGACGGCAAACCUGACUGAACACGCACACACACACACUUACCAUGAAUGAUAGUUCAUUCAUGCUAGAUGGGUACUUUGAGAAUUGUAAAUUCAGUGGACCAAAUGCAUGCCACUCGUAAAGUGUGGAGCACUUGGAAUAUGCUGUUGAAUGAUGUGGGGGAGGGGGGUUAAUUGAUUCUUCCAGUUAGUGUGAGGGGUUGGGACUGUGUGAUGUUGCACCUUACAACCUGUGAUAUGUACCUGAAGACAGGUAAUGAAACUGGACCAUUGCACUUUGAAUCUAAUGGGUGAACUUGCCUUAAAAAAAACCUGCUGCUAUGUAUGUGGUUUGUCUUUCAGUGUGAUGAAGUUCAGUGAGUUUAUAUAUCAUACGUAUUUCGAAGUCUGUUUCUUUUAAACACAAUUCUGGUCUAGUUCGUCAUCAUUUAGGUCUUACAGUAUUUUCAUUAUGUACAGAGUUGUGUACGCUUUGUUCUUUCUAAACUCAUUCAUAAUUCAUGAUGAGCUGAUCAUUCGUGAAAGAAGCGAUUGAUACAGGUCAAUCAUGGAACGUUUUUAUCUGUCUGAUUAUAAUUUGUACUUUGAAUAUGAUGGAUGGAGAAAUUUAAUGCCCGUUGAAGUCAGUAUUUUAAGCUGUUUAAGUCCUUAACUACACAUGUAGCAUUCAUCUAGCCGUUUUAGUUUUGUUAACUGUGAAAACAUCAUUACAAUGAUGCAUAUUAUGCAUGUAGAUAUUCUGACAACGUUUGGUUUAAUGUUACCGGUUUCUCUUCAAUAAAUUCGCUUUUUCACUUGA